Molecule: messenger RNA, 387 nt
Organism: Mesorhabditis belari
Lineage: Eukaryota; Metazoa; Nematoda; Chromadorea; Rhabditida; Rhabditidae
Source: the annotation of a GenBank genome assembly
AUGACGAUUAAAGAAAAUGGGAGAGUGAUGUUAAAAAUGAGGAUUGCUUUGGAAAGAAGGGCGUGGUUGGAUAGAAGAGGAGGGGAGGAAGCCUUCUCGGUUGCAGUCACCAUACCCACAAUGUUUGGCCGUUUCAUGCUUUUGGUGUCCACAAUUCUGCUCGCGCUUUUCGCUUUCACAACGGCCAGUCCACUCAUCUACCGGAAUCCCCAGUUUGACGACAUGCGGGAAUUCCGAAUGGCAAAACGAGCAAACGCAGAGCUCAUCAAUGGAUUGAUUGGCAUGGAUCUUAGCAAGCUGUCUCAAGUGGGGAAACGUUCGAACGCCGAACUGAUCAACGGACUUCUUGGCAUGAAUCUCAACAAGCUCUCAUCAGCUGGACGAAAA